AUGUUGCAUAGAUAUUUUCUAAGCAUUGCAAAAGAUUUAUCACAUUUACCUUCUUAUAUUUAUUAUGGAAGAUUCAACGUUGUAAAAAAUUAUUGUUUAGAUGAUGAGAUGGAAAAAUUAAAUAGUAUUUUUAAUUCAUAUUCAAGUAUUAAUGGUAUUUUGCAGAAACCAUUUAAUGCUUUAUGCUUUAUGACAUAUUUUAAAGGAUUCAGUUCUCAUGAAUUGUGUAAUUACUUUUACUACUGGUUGGGAAAUAAUAUAAUUGAUAAGGUAAAUGGUGAUGAUGAUUUUAAAGAAAUCGUAUCUUUAUUUUAUCAUGGAAUUAGAAUAGUUGGUGCUUCAAAUAGAUGUCAAAAAGAUUUUAUUAAAGUUACAAAAGAUGAGUUUAGAAAAAUAAAAUGGGUCUUUGAUUAUAUUUCAAAUUAUGAAAGUCUUAAAUAUGCUCUAAAUAAUGACACUAAGCUGUGUUUUCCAGCUCUUAAAGAUUAUAUUGAAGAGUCUCAAUCUAUAUAUAAUAAAGUAUAUGAAGAAUGUUCUACAAAUAAAAGUACACCUUCUUGCGAUUUAUAUAAGAGAAUCUUUCCCGAUUACAAAAUUGGACCAAAAUUAUAUCCUUUAAAUUGUAAUGAAAUUAAAGAGACACAUUCAUUACAAAACAUAAGUACAUCUCCUAUGCCAGUAGAAGAAAUAACUUUAACGCAUUCGAAUAAUGUUAGAAGCGUAUCGUUUAAACUCUUAUAUAGUAUGUUUAUAAUUUUCAUGAGCAUAUCCAUUAUAAUUCCUUUUAUACCAGCUGGAAUGUGGGCACAUAAAUUUAUUAGAGGUUAUGGAAGCUUAUUUGAAAAAAUAAAAAAUAUAUUGAAAUCAAAUAUAAAGCACCAUUUUUAUGAGUCCGAAAAAUUAAAUUCGUAUAGACACUAUUUUAACAUAUCAUAUAUCCUAGAAUAA
Messenger RNA from Plasmodium gonderi, 948 nucleotides. Its product is annotated as variable surface protein. Bases 1 to 948 code for a protein of 315 amino acids. The record is from RefSeq and is a predicted model, not a curated record. NCBI's taxonomy places the organism in Eukaryota, Apicomplexa, Aconoidasida, Haemosporida, Plasmodiidae. The transcript has 3 exons.